AUGAAAGCAUGGCUGAUUACCAAUGAUGAUCAGAAGGUGCAAAUGACACUGGCAGAAGCAGUACCUGGUCGAAAAGGAAGGAGUCAAAUAGAGGAAUUCGUCUCCUAUAAUGGUGGUCCCGGUAUCCAGCAUAUAGCACUACUCGUUGAUGACAUUGUACAGUACGUGUAA
This is a messenger RNA of Cooperia oncophora, 171 nucleotides long. The record is from the annotation of a GenBank genome assembly. NCBI's taxonomy places the organism in Eukaryota, Metazoa, Nematoda, Chromadorea, Rhabditida, Trichostrongylidae.